Penicilliopsis zonata CBS 506.65 is the source of this 1395-nucleotide messenger RNA. RefSeq lists its product as hypothetical. The record is from RefSeq and is a predicted model, not a curated record. Lineage: Eukaryota; Fungi; Ascomycota; Eurotiomycetes; Eurotiales; Aspergillaceae. The transcript is spliced from 4 exons. Bases 1 to 1026 code for a protein of 341 amino acids.
AUGGCCACGUCCUCGGCGUACGACAGCUACAACUCCGGCACUGGGCUGCUGAUCACUCUUUGGACACUGUCCGUUGUCUCCGCCAUGUUCAUUGGGCUCCGGGGGCUCGCGAAAUGGAAGAUCGGCCAUCUGAGCUCAGAUGAUGCCGUGAUGGUCGUCGCGCUGGUGUUUUUCAUGGUCGGCUCAGCAACCGCGACGGUUGCCGUUGAUCACGGCCUGGGUCACCGCUACACCUCGAUCCCACAUGCGCGCGCAGUCAAAGCCAUCAUAUUCUAUUGCGUUACCGGAACGAUGGGCAUCUUGUGCGGCACCAGCGGCCGCGUCUCCUUCAUCCUCUAUGUGCGACGAUUGCUGCCGCGGAAUUCCAUCAUCCAGCAUGUCUUCUGGGCGUUGGUCGCGGGCCAGAUCGCCAUCAAUGUCGUCUCUAUCUUUCUUAUGUUUUUCGAGUGCGGGGGAAACGUGGCGGCUGUCUUUGACGCCGGCUUAUCACAGACCAAGUGUAUGAGUCGAUGGAUUCAGAUCGACUAUGGUUACUUCCAGGGGUGUUUCAACACGGCCUGCGACCUCUUUCUCGCCGUCUAUCCGACGUAUACCUUCUGGAGUCUGCAGCUCAAGCUCCGGGUGAAGAUUGCCCUUGCGUGUCUCCUCGGGUUAGGCUUGUUCGCUAUGAUUGCUUCCGUGGUAAAAACGGUGCUGAUCACCACCAUCGCCAGGACGUCCGAUCCCACCGUCGACCAAGUCACCCUGCUGCGGUGGGUAUACAUCGAGGCGGCGAUUGUGAUCAUCACGGCGUCGAUUCCCUGUUUGCGGUCGCUGUUUGUUGUCGCCGUGGCGAAUCUGUUCAACGCUUCUACCAAGCAGAAGGCCGCAACCUACGGACUGCGCAGUGGUCGGUACAGUCGACACCUUGACGAAAUGGAAAUGAUGUACGACGAGACGCCGGCUCAAAUCCUGCAGAGGGGCGGUGGGAUCAUGAAACACGUCGACGUGGUGGUCCGCGAGGACCCAGCCAGUGCAAUAUUCUGAAUAUGUAUUAUACCCUUUGAUACUAUGUACUAAUGAAGCAUUCGGCGUAAUUUCGGUUCUGAUCAAGUCUACAGUACUAUGUACUACACAAUUGUUCGGCUUGUGUACUUCGUACUCGUAUGCGUACGAAGUAGUAACUACUAUGUAGUUAGUAGUCAGUUAACUAUGAAGUAACUAACUAAUUAGACUAAUUAGUAUGUAGUAGUGUGAAAAUUCUGAUCCCUGCUCAAAUCUCUAGCCCCUGUCAGCCAUCUCACUGACUAACUAUAGAGCUCGGACUUACUUUGCGAGUCAUUGGGCCAGGGAAGAGGGAGAUCAGGGCAUAUCACGGUGACGAUGUGAUCAGCCCAUACCUGAACGAGUGGGGGG